Messenger RNA from Candidozyma auris, 1311 nucleotides. RefSeq lists its product as uncharacterized. The transcript has a single exon. Lineage: Eukaryota; Fungi; Ascomycota; Pichiomycetes; Serinales; Metschnikowiaceae. Gene Ontology annotation, molecular function: aldehyde dehydrogenase (NAD+) activity. The coding region runs from base 1 to 1311 and encodes 436 amino acids. The record is from RefSeq and is a predicted model, not a curated record.
AUGUCUCUUCCAUUGAAGUAUCCUGUGACUUUGCCAAACGGCCUUCAGUACAAACAGCCUUCAGGCUUGUUCAUCAACAACGAGUUUGUUAAGUCUCAAGGUGGAAAAACCAUCGACUCCAUCAACCCUUCCACGGGCGAGCUCAAUGGCUCCGUUUAUGCGGCGGAGAAGGUAGACGUGGACGUGGCCGUAAAAGCUGCUAGGACUGCGUUCAAUAAGUGGAAGUACGUCCCUGGCGACAAGAGAGGCGACUUGUUGUACAAGUUCGCUCAGUUGGUGGAGAGAGAUGUGGAAUUGAUCAACGCCAUUGAGGCAUGGGACUCGGGUAAAACCAAAGAGCAGAAUGCCAGGUUCGAUGUGGCUGAGUUCAUCCUGGUGUUCAAGUACUACGCCGGCUGGGCCGACAAGAUCUCUGGUAAGGUGAUCCAGAACAACCCCAAGAAGCUUGCCUACACAGUUCACGAACCGUUUGGUGUUUGUGGCCAAAUCAUCCCAUGGAACUACCCCUUGCUUAUGGCAGCGUGGAAAUUGGCUCCAGCGCUUGCUGCAGGUAACGUUGUGGUGUUGAAGACCUCGGAAAUCACCCCCUUGUCACUUUUGUUCGUGUCCAAGUACUUUGUUGAGGCUGGAUUCCCACCAGGUGUGGUGAACAUCAUCUCUGGGUACGGUGCUACUGCCGGUGCUGCUUUAGCCUCGCACAUGGACGUCGACAAGAUUGCAUUCACUGGAUCUACUGCCACAGGUAAAGUGAUCUCGCAAUUGGCCACGUCCAACAUGAAGGCGGUCACUUUGGAGUUGGGCGGCAAGUCGCCCCUCAUCGUGAGAGAAGACGCCGAGUUGGAUCAGGCAGUGAAGUGGGCUGCUGUUGGUAUCAUGUCGAACCAGGGCCAGAUCUGCUCUGCUACAUCGAGAAUCUUGGUGCACGAAAAGGUUCAUGAUGAGUUUGUCAAGAGAUUUGUUGCCCAUGUCAAGGAAGCCUACAAGCAAGGCGAUGUGUUCGAUGACCAGGCGGUGGUCGGUCCACAGGUGUCUCAGAUGCAAUACGAGAAGGUGUUGAAGUACAUUGACAUUGGUAAGAAAGAGGGCGCUCAGGUCGCUUUGGGAGGUGCUGCCAACAAAGCAGCCGGCAAGGGCUUCUUCAUCCAGCCUACUGUGCUUACGGAUGUGCAGAAGACCUUCAGAGUGGCCCAGGAAGAGAUUUUCGGUCCUGUGGUGACGGUGCUGAAGUUCUCUACUGACGAGGAGGCGCUUGAGAUUGCCAAUUCCACUGAGUAUGGCUUGGGGCUGCCGUUUUCACCACCAACGUCGUGA